Messenger RNA from Trachemys scripta elegans, 1701 nucleotides. It is a transcript of the gene PPP1R17, whose product is annotated as protein phosphatase 1 regulatory subunit 17. Gene Ontology annotation, molecular function: protein phosphatase inhibitor activity. Gene Ontology annotation, biological process: regulation of phosphatase activity. The record is from RefSeq and is a predicted model, not a curated record. Bases 242 to 718 code for a protein of 158 amino acids. The transcript is spliced from 6 exons. NCBI's taxonomy places the organism in Eukaryota, Metazoa, Chordata, Testudines, Emydidae.
CUGCAGCACAAUGCCAAUGUGUGGACAGCAUACAAUGUAGAUUGAAUUGAGUACCAAAAUAUAUAACACAAGUACUCUUGAAACAAAGUAUUACCAUAGCAACAGCCACUGCUGCUCCCUAGAUAAGGAGUGCAGGAGCACACGGCAGCAGCAAAGAACGUUCCUGCUUCAGUGAGUGCUGACCCUGUAUCACACCCAUCCCAGAGCCUUUCACCGGUCGCUUCAAGAGAAAACCUUUUCAAUGAUGUCAACAGAGUGUGUGCAACCACUUGAUAUCCCAGAAGACAGAUUGGACAAGCGAGACUCACACUGCAACCGUUUAGAUGACCUUUCAGAACAGUUUAUUAAGAAUUGUGACCUAAAAAAGAAACCAAGAAAGGGUAAAAAUAUCCAGGCUUCCCAGAACAGUGAGCUGGAACAGAAAAAGCCAAGGAGAAAGGAUACACCUGCCUUACACACCCCACCACCUAUACCAGGCAUCCUCUCAGACUUUUCAGAACAUUUAAUUAAAAGGUGUGACAUCACCGAAAAACCACAGAAGGGUAAAGUGAGUACAGUCUCUCAGCUCACUGAUCAGGAACAGAAAAAACCCAGGAGAAAAGAUACACCUGCAAUACACAUCCCACCCCUUAUACCAGGUACUAACCUGCUUAAAGAAGAAAAGCAGACAGUGAUUGUGGAAGAUGAUGAAAAGGAUGGCGAAAAAACCCUUAUUUAAGAUUAUUGUGAUAUCUCCAAAACUAUUGUAAAUAAUUCCAGAUCAUUCAAAAUGGUAGCAUAUAACAAAGCCCAUUUGUUUUUAUAAAUAAUUUUUGAAAGCAUGCACUGCAUUUAAGCUAGUACCAAAUGCUUAUCUGUAAAUGGCUAGCAUUGGAAAAGAUGAAAGUAAAUAGACUUGUGGUUAGGGUUGGAAGAAAUAUCUUGUAUUAUCUAGCCCUAUCAUUCAGAAUUUUUCUACUCUGAUCCCAUCUGAAGACAAAAAAAUUUUUGGACAUCUCUAACAGUGGCCACAAGGGAUGCCAGCUAGCACCACAUAACAGGGUGGGAGCUGUGAGUGUGGGACACCCACUAACUAACAACAGGCUUCUCUUGAGAAGAGAGCUGCUAUAGGUCUAUCCCACAAAAGGACAGCACCAGGCAGAAGUAGGCCAGCUUCUACACCACCACCCCCUUUUCCCAUGGUUGUGAAAAUUUGGCUAAAGAUUUUAAUGUGUGUUUGUGUCCUGAUUCUGUGUUUCAUUACACCAGCUUUACUCUGGUGGAAAAUCAGUGACUAAGGUGAAGUUACACUAGCAUAAAAGUGAACAAUCAAGUCAACAGGUCCUAAAAUUGAAUCCAAAUGUCUCUUGCAUGUACAGUAUAAGUUCAGUACCCAUAUUUGUAAUUUUUUCCUUUGUUAUAACCUGUGAGUUUGCUCUAAUACCAAAAAUUAGUACCUCAUAAGAGCCAUCAACUUUGAAACCUUAAAUAUUACAAAGCACACUGCUAUCAGAAAAGAAGCUUCCUAGAAGUGCAACGUUUGUAAUUUAUACUAGUAUGUAUUAUUGAAUUUUUAGCGUCAAAGUUCUUUUUCCAAAGUUGGUGGAAUAUGAACUAGUUGGGUAGCUGAUCUUUUAAUCUGCAUGUUUUCUUUUGGUAAGUGCUUUUAAUUGAAACCUAGCCUGUUAGGGGGUGCUGUUAAGAUUAAAAAUCUUUGUUGGA